UGUGUGUGUGUGUGUGUGUGUGUGUGUGUGUGUGAGUGUGUGUGUGUGUGUGUGUGAGCCACUAAUUGGACUGAAUUUCACCGAGCAACAAAAGAUCAGGCUCGAAAAUUCCAGCUCCGGUUUGUACAGGCUUUGCUUUGUUGUCCCUUCGCCUCUGUUUGUUCUCUUCUAAUGCUGUGUUAACAGUUAUCUCUCUCCCUCUCUCUCUCUCUCUCUCUCUCACACUCUCUCUAACUCUCACUUUCUCUCUCUCUCUUUUUCUCAUGCGGCCCAUGAAAGGCUUUUUUUGCCCCAAACGAUGCACCGUUACCCCAACUGCUCAGAGGCAGGCGAACCCCAGAGGCCAGAACUCACGAGGGACUUCCCUCAUCAAAUCACACACACACACACACACACACACACACACACACACACACACACACAUGCAUACACACACACUGCAGGAGCCUGUUGGACAGCCACAAUGAACCCCAGACCUUCAGUGGACCGCUGUCACCGUCGCCAUCUGUGGGAAACUCGCCGUGCCCCUCGGUGCUCAGCCUGGAGCUGAGCUUUUGGCUGGAUUUUUUUCUGCUGAUCUCGAGGCAGGAUAGAGCUCGGGGGGGUAGGACGAUGAUAGAGCUGCAAAGCACUGAGGAUGGCGGCGGAGGUGGCCACGUGGACAUUCUGAGCACCGAGGAGCUGGAGUGUAAGAUCUGCUACUGUGCGUACAACCUGGGCAGCCGCAGGCCGAAGGUGCUCGAGUGCUGCCACCGUCUGUGUGCCAAGUGCCUCGCCAAGAUCCUGGACCUUGGCGAAUCGCCUCCCAACGCCGUGGUGUGCCCAUUCUGCCGCUACGUCACCAGACUGCCGGGCCAGGCGGUGAGCAGCCUGCCAGAUGACUGCAACCUGGUGGCGGCGCUGGCCCUCCAAAGCAGGAAUCAGAGGAACCUCCACUUCCACCAGGAGGCGACCACGGAGCUGCUCCUCAGCCCCAGGCGCCUGACCUCGCUGAUGGGUUGCAACCCACCCAUGACGUCCCCGUCCUCCUCAUCCUCAUCAUCCGCUUCUUCUUCCUCCACCACCUACUCCUCCAUCCGGGGCUCCCCUAACUUUGUGGUCAUUACCAUCAUGGAGCCCCCGCCGAUGCCCACGUCCAGCCAAGAUCUCCACCUCCACCGCCAGCCACAUGGAUCUCACACGUCAAACCGGGGCUACCGCUCGUCCAGCCUGGACUCCAUGGCGUCCAUCACGCAGAGGUGGACGGUGUGGAACUGCGCAGCCCUCCUGUGCCAGACCUCGGCCCGGGCGCUGGUGUGGGUGCUGGGGCUGCUGUACUUCAGCUCGCUGCCCAUGGGGGUUUACCUGCUCAUCAUGCAGAGGACGACGCUCGGGGUGCUGCUGGUGAGCCUGGUUCCCGCCAGCCUCGUCAUGAUCAUGGUCUACGGGUUCUGCCAAUGUAUCUGCCAUGAGUUGUGGGACUGCAUGCCGCCGUAAUGGGACCAGAUGAAUGGGCAACGGUUUUGCUUUGAAUAUGCUUGACAAUGGAUCUCCAGAAUCCACUAAUGGGGAUGUUACUGUGUAACUGACCAUGUAAACAUUUCAAUAGCAGGAAACAAAAAUGCCUCCUUUUCUUUGUUGAAGAAGAGAGCAGGAACAGUAUGUACAUUACAGACGGAGCUCACAGUUUCAUUAUUAUACAUGUUAGCUUUGUUUAGCUUGGUAGAUAGAGCUCAAAGUGUCAGAUUUAUAGCUACAACUUUAAUGCCAGUUCUGGUGGAAUCUGCUAAAAUAUUAUGCACAAUAGCCUAUAGUGAGAAACCUGAAGGUAUUUAAGGUCGUAAUAAUAACUUGGCUCUGACACCUGUGGAUCUAAUUUGUUGUAAUUUUCAGAUUGUGUCACGGCCAUAAAUGCAUCAAUUGUGAACUUUAACAUCAUGAAUUCCUGACAGUUCUUGACAUCAACACGGAAAGCAGAGACCAGUUUGGGUAUUCCCCUUUCUGGAUCAUUACGGAUUGCUUUUUGUUUACCAGAGGAUGAUUAAACCCUAGCAGGCGCAAU
Molecule: messenger RNA, 2041 nt
Organism: Sebastes umbrosus (honeycomb rockfish)
Lineage: Eukaryota; Metazoa; Chordata; Actinopteri; Perciformes; Sebastidae
Gene: rnf182
Product: ring finger protein 182
Exons: 1
Coding region: 613-1476 (287 amino acids)
Source: RefSeq, a predicted model, not a curated record